This is a messenger RNA of Protopolystoma xenopodis, 261 nucleotides long. The record is from the annotation of a GenBank genome assembly. NCBI's taxonomy places the organism in Eukaryota, Metazoa, Platyhelminthes, Monogenea, Polystomatidea, Polystomatidae.
GUAAAAUCGCAACAACAACAAAUUAUAAAUAUCCUGGACUCGAAACGAAUUCCCUACACUUUUGUUGACAUCUCUGCUUCAGAACAAGAUAAAAAAUUGUUUCGGGAUACAAUGCAGAACCUAAACAAAUCAUGCAUUCUUCCGCAGAUUUUUUAUGGAUUCGAAUACCUAGGAGGCUAUGAAGAGUUUUGUUUUGCCAAUGAGAACGAAGAACUUGGAACAUUCCUGCGCAUCAAGGUUUUGAAUUUUGAUUAUUUAUGA